This is a messenger RNA of Helianthus annuus (common sunflower), 1834 nucleotides long. RefSeq names its product glucan endo-1,3-beta-glucosidase 12. Gene Ontology annotation, molecular function: hydrolase activity, hydrolyzing O-glycosyl compounds. Bases 111 to 1520 code for a protein of 469 amino acids. Gene Ontology annotation, cellular component: plasma membrane. The transcript has 2 exons. NCBI's taxonomy places the organism in Eukaryota, Viridiplantae, Streptophyta, Magnoliopsida, Asterales, Asteraceae. Gene Ontology annotation, biological process: carbohydrate metabolic process. The record is from RefSeq and is a predicted model, not a curated record.
CUAUUUUCACUAUUUCGGCAACCUCACAUUACUAUUUUUACAACCUCACACCUAUAUAUACUCCAUUCCCUCAACUUGCAACCUCCAUCUUCAACUCAUCAUCCACAACAAUGGCCUAUACACUAAUCACCACUCUCCUCCUUCUCAUCUCCGCCAUCACAUCCUCCACUGCCACCGGCACCAUCGGCGUUAACUACGGCCGCAUUGCCAACAACCUACCAGACCCAACCAAAGUCGUCCAACUACUAAAACAAAACUCCAUCAACCACAUCAAAAUUUUCGACACCGAUUCCACCGUCCUCAAAGCCCUAUCCGGUUCCAAAAUCACCGUCACCGUCUGCCUCCCCAACGAACAACUCAAAUCCGCUGCCGCAGACCAAACGUUCACAGAUAGUUGGGUGAUAUCAAACAUACUACCGUACCACCCGUCCACAAUCAUCGAAGCGAUUGCGGUCGGUAACGAAGUAUUCGUUGCUCCAAACAACAUCACAAACUUCCUCGUUCCCGCUAUGAAAAACGUCUACGCUUCAUUAACCAAAAACAACAUUACAACAAUCAACGUUUCUUCGCCAAUUGCGCUUAGCGCAUUGGCUACUUCUUAUCCUUCAUCUGCCGGUACAUUCAAACCUGAUCUCAUAGAACCAGUAAUGAAGCCAAUGCUUAGCUUCCUUCAAAAAACCGGUUCAUAUCUUAUGGUGAAUGUAUAUCCGUUUUUCGCUUACGCAGCGAACACUGAUACAAUAUCAUUAGAUUACGCUUUGUUACGUGAAAACAAUGGCGUGAAGGACACGAAAUCCGGAAUCACUUACAAAUCAUUAUUUGAAGCACAGCUUGAUGCGGUUUACGCUGCUAUGAAUGCGUUACAAUUCAACGAUGUGAAAGUAGUUGUUUCGGAAACCGGAUGGCCUUCGAAAGGGGAUUCAAAUGAAAUCGGUGCUGCUGAAGAUAACGCUGAACAGUACAACGGUAAUUUGGUACGCAGAGUGCUCACCGGAAGUGGCACUCCGUUAAGACCUAACGAGCCGUUAGCAGUGUACCUGUUUGCAUUGUUUAACGAGAAUCAGAAAACCGGUCCAACUUCUGAACGUAAUUACGGUUUAUUUUAUCCUAACGAACAGAAGGUGUAUAAUGUGCCGUUUAGCAUGAAGGAUUUAGCUAAUGUUAACGGUAGCCAGACGGAAGUAGCUGUGGCGCCGACGCCGUCACCGUCAAGUGACGGAGAUGUGACGGUGAGUAAAGUAGGGGAGACGUGGUGUGUUGCGAACGGGAAUGUAGGGGAAAAGAAGUUGCAGGAUGCGUUGGAUUAUGCAUGUGGUGAAGGUGGUGCCGAUUGCCGUCCGAUUCAGUCCGGUGACACGUGUUACAAUCCUAAUACGCUUGAGGCUCAUGCUUCUUAUGCGUUCAACAGUUACUACCAGAAACAAGCACGUGCGAGUGGCUCGUGCGAUUUUGGUGGUGCAGCUUACGUGGUCUCGCAACCGCCUCGAUAUGGUAGCUGCAAAUUUCCUACGGGUUAUUAGAGACAAAGAGGAAGAUAAUGAGUCUGGUGGGGUUGGUUAGCUAGACCUUCUUCGUGUUUUGGAAGUAUUUCUUAUUAUAUAUUAUUUUUUUAUUUUUAUUAAUGAUUUGGUUUAGAAAAAAGUAUAUUUAGGUUUGGUUGCUGGUAUUUGUUAUGACUUUAAUAUUUCGUGUAAGUUGGUUAGAUGGAUCCUUUCCUACUCGUACAAGGGAUUUGUUAGCUUAUAUUGUGUUUAUUAAAUUUUGAUUUUUUAUAUUGUGUUUAUGUCUAAAACUACAAUUUCAUCUUAUUCAAUUACAUGGUCUUAUUUAAUCA